UUCUGGGUUUUCCCCAUGCCACCGAUACCCCGCAUGUUCAUGACAUUGGCCAAUUCUCAACAUGAGCUAGCAUUCAUACCUACAGUAUAACUCUGAUCUGAAGGACAUCAUUAUAAAUAUAUACGUGUAAAGGGGCUUUCGCGAUUGCUCUUGCCGCAAGAAAGGUGCUUUAUUUAUACUUCUUAUUCGAACGUGACGAUAAAGGGAAGAAGAAAACAUUUACAAUUUUGAGAAUCGGUGGUCAGGCAAAUAAGCAGGUUGGGGUUGAACAUCAUCUAGCUGUCACUCUCUUUCAAGAAUUCAAACGGUUAUGGAAUAUAGUAGUAACUGCCCAGAGAUGACCGGUCGGGAGAUACUCGAGCUGUUCAUAGAGAGCGGGCUUCAUGCUGUAGGGGGUAACAAAGUUCAGUGGAAGGAUACUGCAGUAUGUGUUGGUAUCGUAAGUCUGGAAGGUGGAGCAAAAACAGUCCUCAUCAACAGAAGCAGCACCCGACAUCACGCUGAAGAUGGCCUAAUCGGAUUCUUUGAAGAGAACCAGAAGAGAAUAAAUUCCGUGAAGAUCUUGAGCAAAUAUUCACCCUGCAGCAACCCGGGUUUUGACUGCUGUGGCAGGUUACGCGAGAUGAAGAAAAAACUUAUCAAGGGUAAUGGUAAAGAAAUGAGUUUCGAGUUGGUGUUUUCCGCUCUUUACAAAAUUAUCAGACCGUCCUGUUUGCAACGAGGUUGCUUCAAGGGCAGUGCAAGCGGGCAUAACCCAUCCGAAGAGAGCCGCGAAAAUAUAGAAAAUCUCGUGUCACUUGGUUUGAGCGUCAGAACCUUCGGGACUGGAGACUGGGCCGAGUUGAUAGAGCUCUUAGCUCUAUGGGAUGCUUCAAGAGGCAUGUCGGGGACUGGUCUCGCUUCAAUCCGCUAUGGAGACAAAUACGGCCGGUGGCGCGACUUUGAGGACGCAGAACUCAAAAGAGAUUUCGAAAUCUUGAAGCAACGUCUUGAAGGUGAAGUGAGAGUAAGGAUGAAUUCCCUGCGCAAAAUUGAUGUCACGAUUUUGGAAAAAGAAGUUUGUAAAAUCAAGGAAGCCUUAGCACAAUGGAAAUAGUAUACUAGUAUAGUUGAAAUAUGCCUAUGCAGAGGGCAACUCACACCUAACGACAGGUCCACUGAGGAUCUGAUUUAUUUUGAAACAAAUCGCAUUUUGCUCAUUUUCUGAGAAUGUGAAUGAAACGCAUAUUUUCAUUUUUUUGAAUUAGCUGAAAAAUAGUUAUAAAACAAUUUUGCAUGAUUUGCAAGCCUUUAUUUUGGAGUAAAGGCCAGAUUAGUUUCAAAUCGUAGAGCCAAUCAUACAAUCGCUACUGAAGACGUCAUCAUGCAACUAUAUAGGCCUAGAUAUUAAUUACUUUUAUAAUAAUAUAAUUAAGGAUGAUAACAUAAAUAUAUUGUCACAGAUUUGAACAUAGGUAUUCGUACGAUGAUUUAGAACAUUACAUAAUGAGACAUUCCAUGCCUUAAUGUUGGCAUCGAUUUCUACUACAUCAAAUCAGGUCACAUCAAUCAAAAAGGGGCUUUCACAAUAUUGACUCGUGCAAUCGUUUGCGAUAUCAUUAUUUUGGUCACAAUCACGAAUCACGAAUUGUGAAAGGGGCUUAAGGCGUGUGGUGGCCUAAAGAUAUUGUAGUUUCCUACUGGUAUAUAAGGCAAAGAUAGUCGUAAUAUUUUAAUUGAUGUGUCAAAUCCUAUACGCGUAAUGGAUUUUUUUUUACAUCGGUACAAACAGAAUAUCAAUCGUUUAUGAUGGAAUAAUUGAUAAACGAAAAUUUGUAAACGUUUUCGUGAAGUUUAUAUUGAUUACAAAAUAUUCUGAUGUACCUAUUAAUAAAUAGAUAAAUUCAUUUGAUAUAAGAUGAAGAGAAUUUCCUGAACAUCAUAUCCAAAAUAGCCAUCGGGUGAACUAAAACAAGAUGAAUCAAUUUGGAUUGUCUCAUCACCCAUCAACAUAUGCUGCAAAUAUUUAAGUUGCAUUUGUCGCAAACAUUAUUUUAUCAUCGCAAACAAGACUUGAUUAAAAUAAUUGAAGGAUGAGGGAUUAAGAAAUUAAAAAAAAUGGAAAGUAAUGAAAAACAAAAUUACUUUGUAUGCUAAGUGGACGUUAAGGGCCUAACAAACACUGAUUUGGGGCUUGUUUAAGUUUUGAACUAAUUUAACAACAAUGGAAAAUGUUUAAUGAAUAGUGCUAUUACGCUACUUCUGCAUCUCAAUUCACGCCCACCCCACUGACAUGAAAUAAUUGUUAUUGUCAUGGUAACAUUGUUGCUGCUUUUUGUGAUGGAAGUGAUAAUGAUAAGCCUCAUGAUGUCUGUAAUGUAAUGCUAGUGAUGUUGAUGGUGAUUAUAAUAGUAUAAAGGAAAAUAUUAGAAUGACUUUUACGUUAUUCAGACUAAAGAUGUCACAUUCAUGUGCAGGUAAAUUAUAUGAACUAAUGAGAAUGUAUGCGUAUCUCCUGAUCUAUUGUAAAGCUGUUGUCUAUACUUUAACAUUCAAAAUCAUUAUCGCAACGAUGAUAUAUUGACGAUAGUAUUUUAGGAGAAUAUUUAUGACAUUCACCAUAAAUAAUCUUUCAUGGUGUGAACCACACAUGCAGUAUUGAAUAUAGAAUUUUUCUGGUAAAAUAGAUACCAUAAACAUGGAAAUAUUGACCGAUUCUCUCGAAUUAAAGAUUUUGUCUGACAUCCCCAACAAAAACAUGAAUAAAAAAUUAAAAUGAUCUGGUUAGAAUCUACCAAAGCUUUUGUUGAUAUUGAUCAUUAUUUUUUUGUUGGAAAAAGCCACCAAUAUCACUUUUGGCAAGUAUUAUCUAAGGAUGAUGUACGUAGUUAUAAUGUAAUAAAUUUGAGAAGUAUGGGAGUAUGGCAAUAUGAUUGAUCGGACCGU
Molecule: messenger RNA, 2925 nt
Organism: Lytechinus variegatus (green sea urchin)
Lineage: Eukaryota; Metazoa; Echinodermata; Echinoidea; Temnopleuroida; Toxopneustidae
Exons: 2
Coding region: 311-1096 (261 amino acids)
Molecular function (GO): hydrolase activity, acting on carbon-nitrogen (but not peptide) bonds, in cyclic amidines; zinc ion binding
Source: RefSeq, a predicted model, not a curated record